AUGCCCUGGACCAUGAAGCCCUCUCUCUGCUGGGCCCUCCUUCUCCUCUUCAUCUUAUUUUUGGGAGCCCAUAGCCAAAACAAUCCCCCUAGAAGGCGACCUAAACCCAGGCCCAAACCCAAGCCAACACCUCGAUUCCCUCCUGCUGGUUUCAGAGAGCCCUCUGAACCAACAGACCUUCCUCCUCCCCUCCCCCCGGGACCCCCAUCCAUCUUUCCUGAUUGCCCCAGAGAAUGCUAUUGUCCCCCAGAUUUCCCUUCAGCCCUGUACUGUGACAGUCGCAACCUACGAAAGGUACCAGUCAUCCCAUCCCGAAUUCACUAUCUUUACCUUCAGAACAAUUUCAUCACAGACCUCCCCAUAGAGUCCUUCAAGAAUGCCACUGGCCUGAGAUGGGUCAACCUAGACAACAACCGAAUCCGCAAGAUAGACCAGAGGGUGUUAGAGAAGCUGGAGAGUUUGGUCUUCCUCUACAUGGAGAGGAACCAGCUCCAAGAGGUCCCUUCAGCACUGCCCCGAAACCUGGAGCAGCUGAGGCUCAGCCAGAACCAAAUCAGCAAAAUUCCCUCAGGGGCUUUUAGCAAACUGGAGAACCUGGUGCUCUUAGACCUGCACCACAACAAGCUCAGUGAUGGGGUCUUCAAGCCGGACACCUUCCAAGGCCUCAAGAACCUCAUGCAGCUCAACUUGGCCCACAACAUCCUGAGGAAGAUGCCCCCCAGGGUCCCCACAGCCAUCCACCAGCUCUUCCUGGACAGCAACAACAUUGAGAACAUCCCCAAUGGCUACUUCAAGGGCUUUCCCAACCUCUCUUUUAUCCGGCUCAACUACAACCAACUGUCUGACAAAGGGCUCCCCAAGAACUCCUUCAACAUUUCCAACCUGUUGGUCCUCCACCUGUCUCACAACAAACUUAGCCAUGUACCAGCCAUCAACAACCGGCUGGAACACCUGUAUCUCAACAACAAUGAGAUUCAGAACAUCAAUGGGACCCAGAUCUGCCCCAACAACUUAGUUGCAUUCCAUGACUUCUCCUCUGACUUGGAAAAUGUGCCACACCUCCGCUACCUUCGAUUAGAUGGGAACCAGCUGAAGCCUCCUAUCCCACUGGACCUGAUGAUGUGCUUCCGGCUCCUGCAGUCUGUGAUCAUCUAACUCCCACCUUGAUGCCAACUGGACUUCUCUGAAGAGACUUGAAUACAUCUCAGUCAGGGGUGGCUAUGCUGCCACUUCCUGGCUUGCUCCAUUGCCUUUUCUACCUUCUCUGAGCUUAUCCUUUCUCCACUCAUGUAGGGUACCCUUUGGAAUAAAGGAGGACACUUCCUCGUCCCUUGUACUUCACUUCCCUCAUAUGGGAAUAUGAAGUUGAAGAACUUACUGUUGCCCUACAAGGUUCAAAGAACUGCCCCUCACACAUAAACCCCAACCCCAAACUUCUUGCCAGAUGUAGCCUCCUUUUUUCUAGGAGUUUCUUCCCUUACCUGGAAGUAUCAAAUUAUAUAUGCUUUACCUAACCUCCUUCUUUUUUUCCUCUGCCCUCACUCCCUUCCCCACCUCACCAUCCCAAUAAUGAUCUGACCUGUGAAAUGGCAUCCAGAUUAUUAACCUUGAUCUAGGAAAGAAGAUGUGUCUUCCCAAAUAGGUGUACUUAACAUCUUUUAUAACUGGCCAUCAAUCAGCUCUGGCCCAGGAGAGAGAAGAAAUUUUUAUCCCAUUAUCUCCUCUCAUUGCUUCCUUCUUUCAGGAUUAUUUAGGGUUUCUGCAGCCCCAGCUAUUUCCUCUUCCCCUCCCAGUUGGCAUCAUGCCCAAAAUGGGAAGGCAUUUGCCACAUUGCCAUAGCAUCUUCUUUAAUGAAAAGAAGGUGAAAAAAUGGCUAAGAACUUCUCCUAGAAAGAAGAAAUAGCAAGAGCCAGUCUCAGGCAAUUUCAUAUCUUCCUGGUUAGCUUUUGCAAAGAGCACAGUCUCUGUCAUGAAGUCAGUUGAGGAUCUGUUUGCACUUUCUGAGAACUGUAGACUAGAAGCUCCUUUCUCCUCCCAUAUGUAUAUACUUUCACACUUUCAAGUGUGUUGAGAAUGUGUAAGAACAGAGAAAGAGCAGUGAGUAGAGGAAAAGGGAGGUGGGAGGAGAGAAUUAAAAAGUAUUUAGAUGGAAUGGGGUGGUGGGGUUGGGCAAAGCAGAGUACAGGAAUAGAAAUGGGAUUUGUAUAAAAGCAGAGUUCCAAAUCCCUUUUGACCACCCAUAGAGGGAUUUCUAAUGCCUUUAAAGCAUUAAGUUCUCACAAAAUUGGGCUUGGUCAUUCACCACUGCCAGUUUUAUCAUCUGGUAUCUGUCUAUGUGAUUCUGAAUUAGCCAAAUUAGCAACCGGAGACUGCUACCACCAACCCAAUAUUUCUACUGCUCAGUAUAUAGCAGAGAAACUAGGGAGAAGGGGAAGGACAACUGGAUGCUUCCCAGAAGCCUCUUCCAUCAUGUGGAAAUGUACCUCCCUGUCUAAGCUGAGACACAUUACUGACACCUAGUGGCCAGUGGAGAUCAGCUCUGUAAAUUUCAUUUUUCCUUGACUUGGUGCACUCGGUCUAUUUCUUGUUCUUCGUCAUGGUCAAUAGAAACUCUGGUGAUGUGUUUGUUUGUUUGUUUGUUUUAGAAAGGUGCUAGCCAGGGACAACUUCUAACUUCAAAGAGACAGAGGGGCAUAUGUAUCAUAGCCUUCCUCCGUGCCCACCUCUUGGAAAGACAUGGGAAUCUUGGAGCACUGGCUUUUUCUGCUUAUGAUUGUCAUAAGAAACACCACAGAGGAAUGGUGUCUAGAAUUAGAGCCAGGUUAUGGCAACAACUUCCAGGUCAGAGGUACUUGAACAGCCCAUGGAUUCUCUCCUCCCAGUAUUGAUCCUAUAACUCGAGCUGGGAAUCUGAGACCUCCAGUUUGGAAUCCACUUUUUCAAUCUGUUUCAGGAUCUAUUUUGAGAACUCAUUAUAAAAAUCCAAUUGGGAUCAGAAGGAAACUAAUUAAAAAUCUUAUCCUUACCCUCUUAUGUCUAAUUUUCCAAUGGGAUAGGUCCUAAGCUUCCAUUCCCCUUCUCAGUAAUUUAUUCCCUCUUCCCUUACCUAAUAACCAUGUUCUACUCUGAGAGCCUCUCCCCCACUUUCUUUCCCUUCCAUUCCUUUCUUUUUGCCUGGCAUUCAGGUUAAAGUCCUUGGCUGGUCUUCAAGGUAUACCUGGGCUGUUGACAAGAGUACCUCAGUCUUCCUUCCUUUGGAGAAGGUCCUUCUUUCCUGGUCAUUGCUGUCUCUUCUAGGUUUCCUGUUAGAUGAUCAUGCUCUACUUUUUUAUUACAAAGCUAUUUCCCAUUUUGUCACAUUACUCCAAAAUAGGCUUAUGUCAUUAUGCACAUGGAUCUCUCAUUUUCUCUGUUCUUCCACCCCCACCAUGUCCUGAACUCCUUCUUUCAAAUGAUGUCCCAUGUACACUUGGAAAAUUCUCUUCUCUUUUAUAGGUAGAAUAUUUCUAAUCUUCCAGGACCAAACACUACCAGUUAUUCCUUCUUCCCACAUCUAUGGUAUUGCUUACCCAGAGUUAUUUCUUUAUCCAUCCUUUCUCCUCCAUUUGAUAAAAGGAAGAUUACAUUUUUAAUCUCCUUAGUGACUUCCUCUUCACUAAAAGAUCCCAUCAGUGAAGCUUGUGGCAGAAUUAUCAUUUCAAAUUGCUUAGGCAAGAUAUUUUAUCUCUUCAGGAUUUGUUUUAAUAAAAAUCCAUGAAUUGGAGAAAAUCAGAAAAGUCCUCUAGUCCAACCACUAUGUCAAGAUCCCAUAACUUCUGUUGUAGGAGCACCUCAAGAAGGUGUUGUCAAGAAAGCAUCUGUCUUUGACCUUAUAAAAGAGUCAUUAUCCCUCAACUUUGUCUUUUAAAGAACUUGAAGAACAAACUGAUGCACCAUUCCAUGAAGGAAUGGAUCACACACAUAUAGGGAAAACGAUUUAGGAAACACUGGACCUACCAUCUUCAAGUUGCACUAUUCUUCCACAGAGAUCUCAUUUGAUGCUCUUCUCCUUCCUGUCAAAACAAACCAACUGUGUAGCUAUUCAUUUUCUAGCCAUGGUAGUAAGACUAUUCAUUUAGUUAUACUAGUCCUGCAGGCAGCCUCAAAGUUGAAAAGAGACUAAUCAGAACUACUAACUUCUUUAGCCUGCAUUUCAACUACUCCACCUUCUUGAUUAUGGUGGUUCACCUUACUGAAAGAUAAAUACCUUUUUUAAGAUCCCAGGUCCAUCUUCCCUUCGCUUGAAUACAUCUGGUGACAGAGAACUGAAUACCCACUUUUCAGAUAGCCCUAAUUGCUUGGAAAUUCACCUUCUAUUGAGCUGUUCUGCUUCUUCGUAAUAUCUGUGGAAUCCUAGUCUUGCUCUCUAGGACCAAAAAGAAUAAAUCCAAUCCCUCUUCCCCAUGACAAUCCUUCUAACAUUUGAAAAUAGUUGCUUUCCCCCCCAAAUCAUCUUCAGUCCAAACAUCACUAAUUUCUUCAAGUUUUCUUCAUUACAAUAUCAUUUUGAAUCUUUCUCCUAUCCCUGGGUAUACCUCUCUGUACACACUAUAGUUUGCUAGUGUACCUCUUUAAAUUUGUCACCCAGAACUGAACCUGUUGUUUCAAAUGUGAUCUGACAAGAAAAGAUUAGAGCAGGACUUUCUCUGCCCCUCUUCUGGGCCCCAUCUUCUCUUGAUGCAAUCCAAUAUCCUAUCUGCUUUUUUGACUACCUUAUCAUUUCAUUGACUCUCAAUGAGUUUGCCAUUCACUGAAUCUCCAAAUCUUCUUCAUGUGAGCUGCUCUUCACAUGCCUGCUGCAUUUUGUAUGGAAAUGUAAGACUACAUUUUUCUCAAUUAAAUUUCAUGUUAGAGUUGAUAUAUUAUCACAGUGUCUUGAGGUCUCUUUGUCUCUGAAUUUUUUAAAGCAAUGCAUUUGCUUUCCCUCUCAGCUUCAUAACCUCAGCAAAUUUGGUAAGUAUACCAUCUAUGCCUUUCUUCUUAUAAAACUAUUGAACCCAACAGCACCAAGGACAGAUUCUUCUAGCAAGCUACUUAAAAGUUUUCUUCCUGUGUUGACAUCAAUUCAUUAAUCAACACUCAUUAGGUCUGGUCUUUCAGUCGGCUAUGAAUUCACCUAAAUGUUCUUUAGUGAGCCCACACAUUUCUCAAUCUUGUUCACAAGGAUAUCAUCAGACCCUGAAAUCCAGAUAUGUUGUAACUAGUAUAUUCUCCUGAUCUCUCAGUCUAUUUAGUAACCCUUUCAGAAAAGAGAAUGAUGUGAUUUGUUCUUAGUGAAUCCAAACUUGGCUCAGCUGACAGAACAAUCCAUUUAAUAAACUGUUCUAUAAUUCUGCCAGGCCCCUAUCACUGCACUCAUUGGCCUAUGGUUUUCAAAAUCCACUUUUUUGGAAAAUUGAGACAUUUGAGUAUCUCUUAUUAUAGCACUUCUCCUAUUCUUCUUGAUUCAAAGACCAUUAUUGACAGUCACACACACACACACACAAGAAAUGUAGAUCCUCUGGGAUAUAACUAUGCAACACAAAUCUAUUUUCUUAUUUGUAAAAUUAUGAGAUUGGACUAAAUAAUUUCCAGUGCUAAUAUCUACCCAUUCUAGAAUCUACUUUGACUGGCUUUUAAAUAUUCCUUUGGCUAGAUCUGUGAAAUAGGAUGAUGGGGUUUGAAAAUUCUAGAACAUAUAUAAUGUUAGAACUGCAAGGGACCUUAGAGGUCAUCUUGUCCAUCUCCCUUUUUUUUUUUUUUUUUUUUUUUGCAGAUGAGUAAACUAAGAGAUGAAAUGUCCUACCAACAUAGUUAGUGAUAGAACUAGGACUGGAAAUCCCAGGCUAGUAUUCAUUAUUAUACCACACUUCCCAUCUUUUCCAUCCCCUCCUGCCACUGUUACGCAUUUCUUGGUAGCUUUGAUAUAAGCAACCCACAUUUUCUUGUGAUACGAGGAUAAACUUCUAUAAUAGUAAAUCUUCUGAGCUGUAUCUGUGCCCAUUCCUUUCAGCAUAUGGUCCUCUCCGUGUAACUUCUGAAAAAUGUUUCUCAGUGAUAAAAAUGCCUUAUUCUCUUUCACCAUCAUUAUUCCAUGGUGUGUCCUGGGUGACAUUCAUCCUAACCCCCAGCUCUGUUGUCCAAUAGGGCCCUACCCUGAAUGAUUGUAUGGGAAAGGCAGAGCCUGGUAGAGUAGAAGAGAGGCUAUGAAGGAGAGGGAUGUGACUGUUCUGUGAAGCCCUAAAUGUGAUGAGGGACAUAGGCCACAGAGGAUGAGGACACAUUGAGUUGUAUAUAUAGAACAUGCCUAUGACAGAGAGAAAACAAAUGGAAGUUAAUGUUGUGAAUAGCCUAUCUUAAAUCAAUAUCUAUUUAUCAGAAAGACCAGACACUGUAUUCAUGCCACUGAACUGAACCCUAAGAGAAUAGGAUAAUUAAAGAGAAUUCACAAAACUUGGUCCCUGCCUCAGAGAAAUUUCCAAAGUAUCUUCUUUCUCUCUCUUCUUUUUAUCUCCAUCCCCUGUCCUGUAAGUCAAAUUCAGGUGCCAUUUCACAGAAGAUUUCUUAUCCUGGCUUCCCUUCGUGGAUUCAAAUCUAUUCUUCUGCCUCCAACAAGUUCAUCCUAGACUACUGUGCUUAUCAGCAGCCUGAUGCUAUGGUUAGGUCAAGGUCCUUCCUUUAUAUAUUCUUUGAAACCUCUGGCCCUCAAGUAAAGCACAAUUCCCAUGGUCCCUAGGCGGAGGGAAGGACAGAUCUCUGCAUGCCUCAUGCAAAUCAGAGCUGAUUGAUUUGAGCAUAAACAUAAGCCUCAUGGCACUGUGCUCCUCCUCCUCCUCUUCUUCCUCCUCCUCUUUGUCCUUCCCUCCCUCCCUCCCUCCUCUUCCUCCUCCUCCUCCUCCUCGUCCUUCUCUUCCUCUUCCUCCUCCAUGAUCUGUGCCUUUGCUCCCAAUGGCAGUUGUAAGCUGCACAGCCUCAGAGAUAAGCAGGCUCUAGAGGCAAUCACAUCUAUUGCUUUCCCUCAGAUAUCUUUAAUUUCCACAUCCUCAUUGACAAAAGCCUCUGUGCUGUAAAUAUACAAAUAUAACAUAUGCAUGUACUUAUCCUCUGUACGUGUAUCUAUUUUUGAUGGUCUUGCUAACUUUGUGAAGCUCUUUUCCCUUCUCGGCUUCUAUAGGAGUGAAAAUAAAUCCGUAUGAAAGGAAA
This is a messenger RNA of Gracilinanus agilis (Agile Gracile Mouse Opossum), 7221 nucleotides long. It is a transcript of the gene PRELP, whose product is annotated as proline and arginine rich end leucine rich repeat protein. The record is from RefSeq and is a predicted model, not a curated record. Gene Ontology annotation, cellular component: extracellular exosome. The coding region runs from base 1 to 1155 and encodes 384 amino acids. The transcript has 2 exons. NCBI's taxonomy places the organism in Eukaryota, Metazoa, Chordata, Mammalia, Didelphimorphia, Didelphidae. Gene Ontology annotation, molecular function: heparin binding; protein binding.